Messenger RNA from Rasamsonia emersonii CBS 393.64, 966 nucleotides. RefSeq lists its product as uncharacterized. The transcript is spliced from 2 exons. The record is from RefSeq and is a predicted model, not a curated record. NCBI's taxonomy places the organism in Eukaryota, Fungi, Ascomycota, Eurotiomycetes, Eurotiales, Trichocomaceae. The coding region runs from base 1 to 966 and encodes 321 amino acids.
AUGUCCACUCCUACUCUGAUCAACCUGCCACCUCCACCGUCUGACCCUGUCACUCCUUCUGACAUGGGCCCAGGCACCCCAAACUCUGGCACGACUUCGUUGUCUGCAUUGUCGACGACCGCGAUCAAAGACGGCCACCAAGGCCAAACUCACUCGCAUAGCCGCCAUGCGCACCACUCUUCCACUGGGUCUGCGUCAUCGACCACGAUCCUGGAUGCAGAGCGCGCCGAUCGCAUUUCGCGUCUCGCUGGGCUGGAGCGCGUGGCUGCGGCUCGCGCUGGUGGCUCGCAGAAUGCUGCUGCUGCUGCUGCUGCUGCUGCUGCUGCUGCUGCCGCUGCCACAAACCUACCCUACACUCCCGGAUACUUUGAUAACUUCCCGCAUAUUAAAGAGAGAAGCACGGUCGGAAGUGCCAGCGCCACAGGCAGUGUAGGUGGACGCACGACCUGGGCGAGUGCCAGUAGCGAUGCGUUCGAUCCAGACAAGAUGAGCGAAGAUCCUGACGACGGGGUCUCCAGUGUCGGCGGGAUGAGCGACGAGGGCAAUGCCAGCCUGGUCGGGUUUGGCGAAGGUGCCAGCAGCACCGUCAGCGGCCCUGUUUCCAGCGCCAGCAUCGGCAGAGUGCCUUCAGCUGGCGGUCGCCCAGGAUCCUUCGGCAGCCCGUCGACCAACAACAACCGGGCCAGCGCCGUGCCCUCAUACCUGCAGUAUGCCACCGGAAGUCCCAUAAGCGGCGGCCAGCAGCGGCCUUCGUCACCAUCGCCGAUCGGGUCGAACACCCCGGAACCGUUCCAAGACGCGCGGAUGAUCGACGGCGUGACAUAUGACCCGGAUAUCAUCGACACUACUGUUCGGCCCCCUCCUCAUCUCGUUCCACUGCGAAGCCAGUCUUCUGGUGGAGAAAGUUCUGAUCUCUCUGGGCAGAUGGCUCAGAGUACGUCGAUGGAGCAGGAUUCGCUGAGGUAG